CCGAUUGACGCGCACGGAGCAGGUGUUUAAAUUAUUCGCCGGGGAAAGAAGUUAAUUUAGUGCAACUUAAGUAUGAGUCAUCUAUCCGUUGAUUCGCUUCCAGAACCGGGUGAUCGAUAUGUUCUGGGUGAUGUGUUAGGAAUUGGUGUUUGGGCGAAGGUUUAUAAAGCCAGUGAUACGCAGUCGGAUGGUAAAACGGUUGCGAUAAAAGUUCAACCAUAUGAAGAGGAUUUAAUUGUGCAUAUUAAUGAGGAAUAUCGCAUUCUAAGAGAUUUUUCCAGCCACCCAAAUCUUCCGGACUUUUUGGGAGUUUAUCGUAAAAAAGGCGAUGGAGAUAAUCCCGAUGAGAUCUGGUUCGUUUUGGAGUAUUGUGCAGGUGGAUCAGCUGUGGAAUUCGUAAAUCGCUUGCAAACGGCCAAUAGGAAAAUCAGCGAAGAACACAUUGCCUACAUUUUACGUGAAACUGCCAAGGGUCUUAUUCAUCUUCACAAAAAUCAUGCAAUCCAUCGCGAUGUGCGUGGCAAUAACAUUUUAUUGACAAGUGAGGGUGAAGUGAAAUUGUGCGACUUCGGGCUGGCGAGAGACAUCAAAACAACUUACGGACGGCGAAGCACUUGCAUUGGCUCACCAUGUUGGAUGGCACCGGAAAUGGUUACGAAUGCGAAACCACGUCGUGUCGAUUACGAUGAAGGAUCGGGCGACGACGAUGAAGACGGCGUAUAUGGAAACAGAGUUGACGUUUGGGCACUUGGAAUUACUGCAAUUGAGUUGGCCGAUGGUGCAGCUCCAUUUUUAGACAUGCAUCCGACCAGAGCAAUGUUUCAAAUUGUUCGGAAUCCACCUCCGACUCUGUACAGACCAGCGAACUGGUCACAGAACUUAAACGAUUUCAUUGCAGAAUGUUUAGAGAAGAAUUGGGAAAAUCGUCCCUUUUUGGUUGAGGUUCUAGAACACCCUUUCAUUACAGACUUGAAAGGUGACACCAACAAUGACCAUCAUCUGUCAUGCGAAAUAAAACAUUUGAUCAAUAAUGUGGCCGGUCCUUUAAGAGGCAAUAAGAGAGAGGAAAUUUCUAUCAUCAGAGGAUAUCUGAAGAAGUACCAGCGUAAUCCUGAGAAAAUGUUUAUUGAAGAUUUGGCAGCACUGGAAAAAGUAACAGAGGAAACAAUAGCAGACGAAAUUAGAAAUCGCUUGAAAAAAGGUCACUCGUACACUUUUAUUGGAGAUGUCCUACUCUCCUUGAAUUCUAAUGAAAUGCCAACUUCUUUUCCGAAGAGCGCUCACAAUAAAUACGUGUGCAAGUCACGCUCCGAGAAUGCACCUCACAUCUUUUCGGUGGCCGACAGUGCCUAUCAAGAUAUGUUACAUCAUGAAGAGUGUCAGAACAUCGUUUUUGCCGGUGAAUCCUAUUCAGGCAAGUCCACAAAUGCUAAGCUGGUAGUGGAUCAUCUGCUCGUUUUGGGCGAAGGAAAUAAAGGCAUCUCUGAUCGUUUGCGAGACGCUACAAACGCGGUUCAUAUGCUGAUAAAUGCUGGUACACCGCUAAAUCCCAAUUCGACACGAUGUGCCUCGAUGACUCAAGUAACAUUUGGCUCUACUGGUAAAUUGAGUGGUGCCAUAUUUUGGAUAUACUUGCUGGAGAAAAUUCGUGUUUCGUCUACCGAUAUGAAUCAAGCGAACUUCCAUAUAUUCUACUUAUUUUACGAUGCCAUGAGUUCGUCAAAUGAAUUAGAGAAGUAUUCAUUGGAGUCCGGUCGAGGAUAUCGGUAUCUAAGAAUCCAGGACUCACCGCCCGCAUCGAAGUUUCCCUACAUAAGGGACGACCCGGAAGGAAAUGUGGAAAAAUUUGCCAAUUUCGAAACUCAAUUGACCGCACUCGGAUUUGAGCACGAGCAAUUGGAAGUCAUUCGAAAGAUUUUGGCUGCCAUUCUUAUACUGGGAAAUGUACGGUACAUGGAUGAUGGAAAGUUUGCGGCGGUCGAAAAUACGAAUGUCUCUCAAAUAGUAGCCAAACUUCUCAAUAUUGAUGAGAAAAAAUUCCAAUGGUCGUUGGAAAAUUAUUGCGUUAUCAAAAGUGGCACGGCUGAAAGACGUAAACAUACGCCCGAUGAGGCACGAGAUGCACGUGAUGUACUAGCCGCAACAAUCUAUUGUCGUCUGGUUGAUUGGAUUGUGAACACAAUCAAUCAAAAAUUGGCAUUUAGCAGAGCAGUUUUCGGUGAUAUACACAUGAUUACAUUGACUGAUAUGUUUGGUUUUGAGUGCUUUCAUAGAAACCGCACCGAGCAGCUAAUGAUUAAUUCGCUAAACGAACAAAUACAAUAUCACUACAACCAACGAAUGUUUGUUUGGGAAAUGAUGGAACAGGAAGAGGAAGAGAUCCCGGUCACUUCUCUACAUUACUAUGACAACAAAUUAGCGGUUGACCAUCUUAUGUCUAAGCCACAUGGAUUAUUUUAUUUGAUAGACGAGGCGACCAGAGGUAGACAGUCUGAGGACUUUAUUACUGAUUCGAUUAAUUCCAAGAAAAGCACUCACAUACAGAGAAUAACCGGGCACGAAUUCAGCGUAGCUCAUUACACCGGAAAGAUUACAUAUGACGCAAGAGAUUUGGCAGAUAAAAACCGCGACUUUUUGCCACCGGAAAUGGUUGAAACAAUGAGAACAUCCACUGAUUGUAUCGUUAAAAUGAUGUUCACCAAUCAACUUUCGAAAACCGGAAACCUAACAAUGGCUUACGAGGAGCAACAAGUGAGCAAAUCCAAGCCAAGCGGUAAAUCAAAGUGGGGUGCCGCCCUGGUUGCCGAAAAAACGAGUACGAAGAAAAUUAAUACAUUGUCGCACGGCCAAUAUUCGCAAGUUCAUAAAAUGCGAACGUUGUCAAGUGUUUUUCGAGCAACCAGUUUGGAAAUACUAAAAGGACUUUCAGUUGGUGGUAACAGUGGCAAUACACAUUUUGUUCGAUGCAUUCGUGCUGAUUUAGAGCAUAAUCCACGGGGCUUUCAAUCCGACAUGGUUUAUCAACAAUUACGUGCUUUGGCUAUUCCCGAUACAGUUGUUGCAAGACAAAAGGGUUACCCACAAAGGAUUUCUUUCCAAGAGUUUUUGAGACGCUAUAAGUUCUUGGCUUUUGAUUUCGAUGAAAAUGUGGAAAUGACAAAAGACAACUGUCGGCUACUUUUGAUUCGAUUAAAGAUGGAAGGAUGGAUUAUUGGAAAAACGAAAGUUUUUCUGAAAUAUUACAACGUCGAGUAUUUGUCGAGAUUGUACGAAACUCAAGUGAAGAAAAUCGUUAAAGUGCAAUCAAUGAUGAGAGCUUUCCUUGCGAAACGGAACGUGGCCUCAAAAAUCGAAAAAAUUCGUCAAAAUUCUGUUCAAAAGGAAUUAAAACGAGACACGUCCACUGAUGAGGCAGCUACAACUAUUCAAAAAGCUUAUCGUGGAUUCAUCACCCGCCGAAAAUACGGUUCCUUAAUAAAUAAACGAACAGGAAAAAUAGACGCUGAAACAUCUGCAUUUGUGAAAAAUUACGCAAAACGAUGGAAAGAGAAAUCAAUUUUUCAAAUUUUGUUACAUUAUCGCGCGGCACGAUACCAUGAUCUCGUUAAUAUGUCCCAACAGGUGCACAUUUUCAAUCAGGGCACUGUAACUGCAUUGCAAAAGACCAACGAAUGCAUUCUUCUCGACAAAGUUGAUCCGCAGGAGACGAAUCCGGCUCGUCUGGGGCCGAUUCGUCCAUCCGUUCGUAAAAUACCAUUUCGUUUUGCUGAUAUUCCUUACUUCGACACGAUGUACUUGUGUGAUCCAAUCGAAGCAUCGUACAAUACGAAUGCAGUGUCGUAUGCGGAUUCGGAUCAUGAAUCCUGGGAUGCACCGCUUCGUCGUACGAAUACCGUUUCAACGAAAAUAACAACAGCUACACAGAUGCCAUACAACCAAAGUUCGCAAACUGAUUUAAGUAUGAACGACAUAGCUACGACGCCAUUUAUCAGAGAUCCUUCUGUGCCAAUGCCUCCCAUCAAAAGACGCGGAUCGAAGCCACCAGCACCGUUACCGCCGGAGCCAAUUUAUGAAAAUCUGAAACCGCAUGAAAUCCAGAAAGCGUUUGAAGCACAUGAUAAUUUUGCCGAUAAGCCCAGUGUCUAUAAGAAAAGAGCACCUCCAAAACCAAACGGUGCAUCACUUGAAAGACCAAAUUCUUUCGGGAAAAGAAAACCGGCUCCUCAACCGAGUGCUCUUAAAAAAGUCGAUUCGAAUAGGGAACUAAAUGGACAACCUGAUGUUAUUCUCCCAAAGUUAAAUCCAGUAAGAGAAAUGCAAUUAAUUGGUAGGAACAAGAGCCAAGAAACCGACGACGAGGCUCCAUUCAACUUUCAAGGGAUGCUGAGGAAAACCAAAUACAAUCGGGCCUCUAUGAAACGAUCGGCAUCGAAUCAGGACGCACUGGAAGAUCGUGAACGGAAUGGCGUCACCUUUGAGCUGAACAACAACAGCAGAUUUGAAGAAACCAGGACGAGAUACAGUCCGCUAAAACCAUCGAGUUCAUCCAAUCUCAUCUAUGAGAGAAUUAACAGUCCAAAUGAACGAACAAGCACAGACGGAAAUAAUAGUCAUUCAAGGCAGAUCGAUUGUGACAACAAAAAAUCCCAUCCAUCAAUUACUCAAACCAACGGUAAUGAAGUUGGUGUGUACAUUCAGGAGGAAAUUCAUCCUGGAAUAAUUUUAGAAGGAUAUGCCGUCGAAAUUUAAGCCACAACCGGCGAGGAUUGUGUAAAUUAGCGGUUCAUGUUCAAUCCAUUCUUGAAAUUUUCAUUUACUCCGUCCAUGUACCGGAUGCUAUCCACUUCUGUGAAUUGAUCAAUUAUUUUAUUUAAAUUUUAUCAAUUUCCAUAAAUGCAGAGAAUGUCAAGCCUAUACAAAAUCAAUACAGUCAACUCUUUUCAUUUUAAAUAACUCAAAUCACGAAAAUUUGCUGGAAUGUGCACGAAAAAUCAACUGAAAAAUGUGUGAAUAAUUCUUCAGUGGAAUAUCAUCAUCAUCAUGACGCGGUACCGUUACGGUAUAACAACAAUAACCAAUCUAUUAGGCUUCCGCCGAUGUGUCAGGUGCUAGGGUGUCCUAUUCAAUUAUAAAAGCUAAAUUGAAUUUUGCAGGUUUUUUUUUGUGUUAGUUCGUCGGUUCGUUGGUUGGUUGUUGUUGGUGCUUUUGUUUUUAUGUGUUACGACAAUACCCUCUCUAGCAACCAAACUAGGAAAAUUAAGGUGGUAAAACU
Bradysia coprophila is the source of this 5272-nucleotide messenger RNA. RefSeq names its product STKc_myosinIII_N_like and MYSc_Myo21 domain-containing protein ninaC (gene ninaC). Gene Ontology annotation, cellular component: myosin complex. Lineage: Eukaryota; Metazoa; Arthropoda; Insecta; Diptera; Sciaridae. Gene Ontology annotation, molecular function: protein serine/threonine kinase activity; microfilament motor activity; ATP binding. Gene Ontology annotation, biological process: regulation of actin filament length; peptidyl-serine phosphorylation. The record is from RefSeq and is a predicted model, not a curated record.